This is a messenger RNA of Leptidea sinapis, 1497 nucleotides long. RefSeq names its product putative ankyrin repeat protein RF_0987. The transcript is spliced from 2 exons. NCBI's taxonomy places the organism in Eukaryota, Metazoa, Arthropoda, Insecta, Lepidoptera, Pieridae. The record is from RefSeq and is a predicted model, not a curated record. Bases 1 to 1497 code for a protein of 498 amino acids.
AUGAUUGCAAUAUCUAAAAUUGCUGUUCUAUACUUAACGAUACAAUUAAGUAAUAUUGUGUUGUGUCAUGAGUUCGUGAAAACAGUGUCAAUAACAAAGGAAUUUCAUCACGCACAUCAUUUACUUCAUCCAUUUUCUAUUAUCAAAGAAAAAAUAACACCAUUUGGUAAAUUCAGUUAUAAACAUACAAUUGCAAAGAGAGAUUUAGAAAAUGGACCAUCAGAAGAAAGUGGUCAAUCUGAGACUCUUGUUGAAACAAAAGAAAAAGUUUCACAAUCUUCAAAUCAACAUUCCGAUGUAUUGGUAACACAUAUAAAGUACCAAAAUGGGAAGCCAAUCGAAACCUUAAAGUUGCACUCGAUAGUAUUACCUUGGAGUAGUGAAAACCAAAAUGAAGAGAUUAUAGUACAGCCUUUAGUUGGUAUCACUGAUAUAUUAAAUGGAGGGUUGACAUCUGAGAAAAACUCUAAAAUCAUAUCUGAAACGUCCUCAACAAAUUCAGAAGUUAUAGAAACUACACCCGAAAAAAGGGAUGCAGAACCGAAAGCAGAAGUGGCAGAGGUUGAAUCACUAAAAGAUUCAGUAGAAAGUGUAAAUGUAGACAAAAGCUUAGAAAAAGAUAAAGAAACACUAGAGUUGUCUGCGGCUAAAGAAGUGCAUUCCGAAAAAAGUAAAGAAAUAUUAGAAUCAACUGAAACUGCUAAAAAAAGUACAGAAAAUCAAAAAGAAGAUUUAAAAGUACCUGAAGCUACAGAUAACAUUUCUGGUACAAUAGUUAAAUCAGAAGGUGAGGUAUCAAAUACAGAUGGUAAAGAUGAAUUAAAAAUAGAUGGCAGCAAAACUACUGAGACAGUUGAAUUGACCGCAGGCGCUUUAAAAUCCAAUGAAGGUAUAGUUGAAAAAGAGAAAUUGCAAAUAGAACUCACUAAAAUAGCGGAUGUAAAAGAAAACAAAAAAGAUGAAGUCUCUUCAAAAGCCUCUGAAUCUGCAGAUUUAGUAGCAGCUGAAUCAAAUGCAAUUGACAAGAAUGUUGAAAUAGUAGAAACAUCUCCUCCACCCAAACAAGAGGCUUUAGAAGUAACACCUGUUUCCGAGCAACCUAUUCCUGAAAAAACAGUAGAAGUAACAUCGAAGCCUAUUGAGAGGUUUGUGCCAGUGAGUCCGUUGCCAGCCCCUGCUUAUAUUCCUCUGUAUACAGAUAUAAGAACACCAGUCCCAAUACCCGUGGAGAGCAUAGCACAAGAAGUUCCUCCAGUAGCCCCUGAGGUAGUUCCUGCUGUUGAUACAGGAAUAGAAGUAAUUGUACCACCUCCUCCCGCACCACCAGUUAAUACCGCAACUACUGUUAUCGAGACUCAACAGUCUCCUAAUUUGUUUUCUAGAGGGUCAAGGUUUUUACUAAACGUAAGUUCUGUAAUACUUAAGAAACUUAUGCGUCUCGUUACCAGCGCUCGUUCUAACUUAAAUGAUCUAUCUUUAUCUAGACUUACUGAUUGA